CCACGGAGGAAACGACCCCGGUCCGUUUUCACUGGUGCGGCACGAUACGUGUCGUUCAUAAUAUCAGCGUCAUAUGUUCGUGUAGAAGAUCGUGUAAAGAUGCUACCAACUUGCUAAGGCACGCGCAGCUUUGGGUCACGUGACGUGACGUAAGCAGCAUGGCGGCGCUGAGCUGAGCUGAGAUAGCAACUCUCCGGGACUGACAGCGAUAGACUGGAUUUUGCUAGCUGCUCCUCGUCACCUGCUUUUUCCGCAGGGCCAGGCCGAAGAUGACGGCCUGAGACGGGAGCGGGAACGACACCGAGAGAUGAAGCAGCAACAACAGCACCCUCAACAACACCUGCCACCGCAGCAGCACCGCCACAGCUCACAGUCGAAGGCAGAAAACAGCAAAACCAAGAGCAUGUUUCUGUCCAGGGCGCUGGAGAAAAUCUUGUCGGAUAAGGAGGUGAAGCGGAGCCAGCACAGCCAGCUGCGGAAAGCCUGUCAGGUGGCGCUCGAUGAAAUCAAGGCAGAGCUUGAGAAACAGAAGGAUGGUACAGUGGUCCCACCCAGAGCCAACUACAUUGAAGCUGACCAGUAUGUCCUGCCCUUUGAGUUGGCCUGUCAGUCAAAGUCCCCCCGGAUAGUCAGCACCUCUUUGGACUGUUUGCAGAAGCUGAUCGCAUAUGGCCACAUCACAGGCAACGCCCCAGACAGCAGAACACCGGGAAAGAGGCUGAUUGACCGGCUGGUGGAAACCAUCUGCAACUGCUUUCAGGGCCCACAGACUGAUGAGGGAGUCCAGCUACAGAUUAUCAAGGCUCUACUGACGGCGGUGACCUCCCCGCACAUAGAGAUUCAUGAGGGCACCGUGCUCCUCACUGUCAGGACCUGCUACAACAUCUACCUGGCCAGCCGCAACCUCAUCAACCAGACCACCGCAAAGGCCACGCUCACACAGAUGCUCAAUGUUAUCUUCACACGGAUGGAAAACCAGGCCGCUCUAGAAGCUCAGGAGCAGGAGAAGGACCGCCUGCGACUUCCCCAGCAGAACCAGUCCCCAGUCCCUGGUGCUCGGAGGUCUGGUUCCCCCCGGUCUGAUCGGACACCCACCCCGGAGCCCCAGAGCUCCCCAUCCCCUGCUGCCAGUACUCCAGACCUCACAAACACCAACUCCAGCGCACCACCAUCAACCACUGACCAGGAACAAGCACCGGACACACCUACAGUCAAUGGAGACGGCACCGACCCAGAGAAUGGAGGAGGACAGGUCACUCCAUCAAGAGAUUCAGUUUUUGAAGAUGAAGGUGGAGAAUCACCCCUUACGUCAGCUCAGUCAGCUGAGGACGGAGAUAAACUGGACAACUGUCCAAAUUCAGCACAGCUAACAGAGACCGAAGGAGAGGAUAAAGAGGAACAGCCAGCACAGACACACAGUGAAGCAGGUGGUGAGCACCCAGAGCACCCAGUCUCUGAGCCGGCAGAGGUUUCUUCUACAGAGAUCAGAACAGAGACUCAGCAGAUGAACGGAAUCGUCGAGGACCGAUCUUCUGUUUCCUCCGCAGAUAUGCUGGACGCUGAAGCUCUGCAGGGACCUCACAACACCGCUCGUUUCUCCCACAUCCUGCAGAAAGACGCCUUUCUGGUGUUUCGCUCUCUGUGCAAACUCUCCAUGAAGCCCCUCGCCGAUGGACCUCCAGACCCAAAGUCCCAUGAGUUGCGGUCCAAGAUUGUCUCCCUGCAGCUGCUGCUGUCUGUGCUGCAGGGUGCCGGGCCGGUGUUUCGCACUCACGAGAUGUUUGUCAACGCUAUCAAACAGUAUUUGUGCGUAGCGUUGUCUAAAAACGGAGUCUCCUCUGUCCCUGAGGUCUUUGAGCUCUCGCUGGCUAUCUUCCUCACUUUGCUGUCCCAUUUCAAGGUCCACCUCAAGAUGCAGAUCGAGGUGUUUUUUCGGGAGAUAUUUCUGACCAUCCUGGAGACAUCAACCAGCUCCUUUGAGCACAAGUGGAUGGUUAUUCAGACACUAACACGCAUCUGUGCAGAUGCCCAGUGCGUUGUUGACAUUUACGUGAACUAUGAUUGUGACUUGAAUGCCGCCAACAUUUUUGAGCGCCUUGUCAACGAUCUGUCAAAGAUUGCUCAGGGCAGGAGUGGUCAGGAGCUCGGGAUGACUCCUCUGCAGGAGUUGAGCCUGCGUAAAAAGGGACUGGAGUGUCUGGUGUCCAUCCUUAAGUGUAUGGUGGAAUGGAGCAAAGACAUGUAUGUGAAUCCCAACCUUCAAGCUAACUUGGGCCAGGAGCAUCCAUCUGAUAGUGACGGAGCUGAGUUGAAGCUACCAGAGCAGCCGGCGGGGCGUAGGGACAGCAUCAGUUCACUGGACUCAACUGUCUCCUCCUCUGUCACGGCUUCCCAGGCGGAUCAUCCGGAGCAGUAUGAGGUCAUCAAACAGCAGAAGGACAUCAUCGAGCAUGGCAUCGAUCUCUUCAACAAGAAGCCAAAGCGAGGUGUCCAGUAUCUGCAGGAGCAGGGCAUGCUAGGUUCCACAGCUGAGGACAUCGCCCAGUUCCUACACCAGGAGGACAGACUGGACACCACCCAGGUGGGCGAGUUCCUAGGCGAAAACAUCAAGUUCAACAAAGAGGUGAUGUACUGCUAUGUAGACCAGCUGGACUUCUGCGGGAAGGACUUUGUCUCUGCGCUCAGAGUGUUCCUGGAGGGUUUCAGGCUGCCUGGCGAGGCCCAGAAGAUUGACCGGCUCAUGGAGAAGUUCGCUGCUCGAUACUUGGAGUGCAACCAGGGACAAACUCUGUUUGCAAGUGCAGACACUGCCUACGUGCUGGCUUACUCUAUCAUCAUGCUCACCACCGACCUGCACAGUCCUCAGGUGAAAAAUAAGAUGACAAAGGAGCAGUACAUCAAGAUGAACCGUGGUAUAAAUGAUAGUAAAGACCUACCUGAAGAGUAUCUGUCUUCCAUUUACGAUGAGAUCGCAGGCAAGAAGAUUGCCAUGAAGGAGAGCAAAGAGUUUUCCAUCACUCCAAAGUCCACCAAGCAAAGUGUAGCCAGUGAGAAGCAGCGUCGUCUGCUCUACAAUAUGGAAAUGGAGCAGAUGGCAAAGACGGCUAAAGCGCUGAUGGAGGCAGUCAGCCAUGCUCAGGCCCCCUUCUUCAGUGCUACACAUUUGGAGCAUGUCAGGCCCAUGUUCAAGUUGGCGUGGACUCCCUUGCUGGCAGCCUUCAGUGUGGGACUGCAGGACUGUGACGACCCAGAGGUGGCCUCACUGUGUCUAGAGGGCAUUCGAUGCGCCAUCAGGAUUGCUUGCAUCUUCAGCAUGCAGUUGGAGCGGGAUGCCUACGUCCAGGCCUUGGCCAGAUUCACUCUGCUGACUGCCAGUUCCAGCAUCACAGAGAUGAAGCAGAAGAACAUCGACACUAUAAAGACCCUCAUCACUGUGGCCCACACAGAUGGAAACUACCUGGGCAGCUCCUGGCAUGAGAUCCUGAGAUGUAUCAGUCAACUGGAACUCGCCCAGUUGAUCGGCACUGGGGUUAAGACGCGUUACAUCUCAGGUGUUGUCCGGGACAAGGAUGUGGGCAUCAAGGGCUUACCCUCCGGCACAGAGGAGUUCAUGCCCCUGGGGCUGGGUAAUCUGGUAGGAAGUCAGGACAAAAGACAGAUGGCUCACAUUCAGGAGUCGGUCGGAGAGACCAGCUCUCAGAGUGUGGUAGUAGCUGUGGACAGAAUAUUCACUGGUUCCACCAGAUUAGAUGGAAAUGCAAUUGUGGACUUCGUGAGGUGGCUCUGUGCAGUGUCCAUGGAUGAGCUGGCCUCUGCUCACCAACCGAGGAUGUUCAGUUUACAGAAGAUUGUAGAAAUCUCCUACUACAACAUGAACCGCAUCAGGCUGCAGUGGUCUCGUAUUUGGCAGGUCAUUGGCGACCACUUCAACAAGGUGGGCUGUAACCCCAACGAGGAUGUAGCCAUUUUUGCAGUUGACUCGCUGAGACAGCUGUCCAUGAAGUUCUUGGAGAAGGGAGAGCUUGCCAAUUUCCGCUUCCAGAAAGACUUCCUCAGACCAUUUGAGCACAUCAUGAAGAAGAACAGGUCCCCCACCAUAAGAGACAUGGUGAUCAGGUGUGUGGCUCAGAUGGUCAACUCUCAGGCAGCAAACAUCCGGUCAGGGUGGAAGAACAUCUUCUCAGUGUUUCACCAGGCUGCCUCUGACCAUGAUGAGACCAUUGUGGAGCUGGCCUUCCAGACCACUGGGCACAUUGUCAUGAACACCUUCAAGGAGCACUUUGCAGCUGCUAUCGACUCAUUCCAGGACGCGGUGAAGUGCUUGUCAGAGUUUGUGUGCAACGCAGCGUUUCCUGACACUAGCAUGGAGGCUAUCAGACUCAUACGACACUGUGCUAAAUACGUGUCAGAAAGGCCACAGGCUCUGAGAGAAUACACCAGUGAUGACAUGAACGUGGCCCCUGGUGACCGUGUGUGGGUUCGUGGCUGGUUCCCUAUUCUGUUUGAGCUUUCCUGUAUCAUCAACCGCUGCAAGCUGGAUGUCCGGACUAGAGGUCUCACAGUCAUGUUCGAGAUCAUGAAGAGUUAUGGCCACACCUUCGAGAAGCACUGGUGGCAUGACCUCUUCAGAAUCGUCUUCCGCAUCUUUGACAACAUGAAGCUCCCUGAGCAGCAGACAGAGAAAACAGAGUGGAUGACGACAACAUGUAACCAUGCCCUGUAUGCCAUCUGCGACGUCUUCACACAGUUUUAUGAGCCUCUCAGUGAAAUCCUGCUGGCCGACGUUUUCACACAGCUACAGUGGUGUGUCAGACAAGACAACGAGCAGCUGGCUCGGUCAGGAACCAACUGUCUGGAGAACCUGGUGAUUCUAAACGGGGAGAAGUUCAGCCCCGAGGUGUGGAACAUCACCUGCUCUUGUAUGCUGGAGAUCUUCCAAAACACCAGCCCUCACGCUUUGUUGACUUGGCGACCGGCUGGACAGGAUGAGGAAACGGCUGACGGCAAACAUUUUGAUGCUGAUUUUGACAGUCAGUCUCAGAGCAGCUACGACAGAGCUCUGUCUGAUAGAGGGCACAGCCAGAUGUCCAGCGACGACACCUGGAAGGGCAAGUCCAACGCGCGAGUUUCUGACCAGAAGCUCUUUGCUGGGCUUCUGAUUAAAUGCGUGGUUCAGCUUGAACUAAUCCAGACUAUAGACAACAUUGUCUUCUACCCAGCAACCAGCAAGAAGGAGGAUGCUGAGAACAUGGCUGCCGCACAGCGAGGUGCGCUGGAGGAGUCGGAGUCUGAGGGGAGUGAGGCCGCUCCAGAUCAGGGCAUGUACAGAUACAUGACGUCUGCACACCUCUUCAAGCUCCUAGACUGUCUGCUGGAGUCGCACACCUUCGCAAAGGACUUUAACUCCAACAAUGAACAACGGACAGCACUCUGGAGGGCCGGGUUUAAAGGAAAGUCCAAACCCAACUUGUUGAAGCAGGAAACCAGCAGCCUUGCCUGCAGCCUGCGGAUCUUGUUUAGAAUGUACUCUGACCCUCAGCUGCAGGACUCGUGGCCUGACAUUCAGACACGUCUGCUGCUGGUGUGUAGUGAAGCUUUGGCCUACUUCAUCGGUCUGACCUCAGAGAGCCACAGAGAAGCCUGGAACAGUCUGCUCAUGCUGCUGCUCACCAGGACACUACGGCUGCCCGACAACAAGUUCAAGCCCCAUGCUUCCUGUUACUACCCUCAACUCUGUGAAAUGAUGCAGUUUGACCUGAUCCCUGAGCUGCGGGCCGUUCUCAGGCGUUUCUUCCUGCGCAUUGGUUCCGUCUUCCACAUAUCUGCUCCUGAGGGGACGCCCGCCCGGACUUCUUCAUCCUAGAACGGGUGGAUGGGGGGGCAGAUGGGCCUCACCUGCUUUCUUAUCGAGGGGACCACAAUGUCAGGAGGAAGUUGACGAAGACUGUAGCUUCUCUGUCUCACGUCAAAACUGCAUUAAUAAAGUGUUGAGCUGCUCUACUGCUCCGAGCUCGUAGAAAAGCUGUAGAAAUUCCUCCCAUCUUUCUCUCGGGGUUGAACAACACUGUGAUCAGCGUUGUCUGCUGACUGUUGUCAUUCAUCACCCCCCUCGACUCCAUCUCAAUCUGUAAUGACUCAAAGAACUGUAAACAAAUAAUUUAUUGAUAUUGUUGCAAACCCUGGUUUUGGUUUUGGAUGGUUUGAUUAUCUGUUUGUUUUUAAUACUUCUAAAAAAAUUCUAUAUGUAGACGCUGAAAGCGAAUGAACGAUACCUUUGAAUUUGAACCUUGUUUGCCCAUUGUUACUUUUUUGGCCAACUGUGCCUGUUAGAAAAUGAUGACACACACACGGUGUCUCCUUUGAGUUAGCUCUAAUCAGAAUAUAUUGUUAUUUUUGAAUCCUCAUGUAUCAAUGCCUAUCUAACAGCAUUUUUUGUCACUUUAAUUUUUAAUUAAUCUUUUUGUGCUAUUUGUUACGAGCUCUUGCCAUUGUUGAGGUGAUGUUGGGCUGCAGGUGUUUAACAAUCUGUCUCUUACACUAUCAAAGAUGGCUUCGUUUGAGAUGCUGCCGUCUGUGACACAACCGUCCUGUCGUUGGAAUAAUUUUUGCCUGUUCUUGAGAUUUUACUUAUUUAUUUUGCUCACUUUCUUUCAUUUUUUUCUCCAGAGUAAGUGCUGGUUUACAAUGAGAGGCUGUAUGUGUGUCUGGCACUUUCCUCCGUCAUGCUUUCCUUCAUGUGUCGACCCAGCGUGCUUGAGGAACACUGAACCAUCUUUAGAAUUAGAACUGGCUCAUAAAACCAGCCCCUCGUGCAUCAGCAGUCCCUGUAAUGCGACACCGGCGGUUUUCCCACACUUUUCUUGUUGGCAGUUUGUUCUUGUGAAGACAUUGCCCAGUGUAUGAACUUGCUGUGAAUGUGUGGAAGGAAGUAUCAGUAUUCAACAGUGGAGUUCAGGUAUGGAGCGAAACCAAAACUCGUAUCUAAAAGAGAAUGGGAUCUGUGCAUUCGGAAUCCCUUACAGUAUAUUCCAUGCCUUUGUUUUUUAAAAAGGAGGAUGUAUGUAAUUAUUUGAAGUGCAUUUACAUAUUUUUGAGAAGCAUUCCCUCUCGCAACUAUGGAUGUCUACUUUUCUUCCCUAAAAAACUAGGGAACAUAUAAAUACAUAUAAAUAAAUAAAUAUAUAUAUAAAUAUAUAUAUAUAAAUAAAUGAAAAAUGCUGACUGUAAAGUUUUCAAUGUAAGAUAUAUAGAAAAGAAACUGCCAUUCUUUUCUAUACAUAAUAUUGUGAUGUAAACUUAAAAGGUUUUGGUGAGGUAGUCAAUAAACAAGGAUUCUGACCCACUCCAGGAA
Betta splendens (Siamese fighting fish) is the source of this 7351-nucleotide messenger RNA. It is a transcript of the gene arfgef2, whose product is annotated as ADP-ribosylation factor guanine nucleotide-exchange factor 2 (brefeldin A-inhibited). The coding region runs from base 308 to 5863 and encodes 1851 amino acids. Gene Ontology annotation, biological process: regulation of ARF protein signal transduction. Gene Ontology annotation, molecular function: guanyl-nucleotide exchange factor activity. The record is from RefSeq and is a predicted model, not a curated record. Lineage: Eukaryota; Metazoa; Chordata; Actinopteri; Anabantiformes; Osphronemidae. The transcript is spliced from 39 exons.